This is a messenger RNA of Pelobates fuscus (common spadefoot toad), 1507 nucleotides long. Its product is annotated as potassium voltage-gated channel subfamily S member 1-like. NCBI's taxonomy places the organism in Eukaryota, Metazoa, Chordata, Amphibia, Anura, Pelobatidae. Gene Ontology annotation, molecular function: protein binding; delayed rectifier potassium channel activity. The record is from RefSeq and is a predicted model, not a curated record. The transcript is spliced from 3 exons. Gene Ontology annotation, cellular component: voltage-gated potassium channel complex; membrane. Bases 128 to 1483 code for a protein of 451 amino acids. Gene Ontology annotation, biological process: regulation of delayed rectifier potassium channel activity; potassium ion transmembrane transport; protein homooligomerization.
AAUCUGUUCAUGCUGUUUGAUCUUCAAUGAAGGAAAAAGCUUUGCAAAAAGGGGACUGGGGCUUUUGGACUUUCAAGAUCAUAUAUUUACCUUUCACAGGGGAAAAUCACUGAAGUUAUUGACAACCAUGGUUCACAAGAGCAAAUCUUUCUGGAUUUCCAAUUUUAAGGAUCAUGCAAUUAACAUUAAUGUUGGGGGAUUAAAAAAACGUGUUAGUUCUAUCACCUUGUCUCAAUUUCCAGACACCAGACUUGGACGGUUACUUUUCUGUGAAACUGAAGAAUCUAUUCUACAAAUUUGUGAUGACUAUGACCUAGUUUCCAAUGAGUUUUACUUUGAUCGAAACCCUGGACUAUUUCCCUAUGUUCUGUACUUUUAUGAGACUGGAAAACUCCAUAUGAUGGACGAUUUGUGUGCCUUCUCUUUUUCCCAAGAAAUUGAAUAUUGGGGAAUUAGUGAGUUCUUCCUUGACUCGUGCUGCAGCUAUAGAUACCAUGAACGUAAAUUAGAAAGCAGGCGACGCAACUGGGAUGAGGAAAGUGAGGUGAGCAGUGUUGAUACUUCUGUUGAUGAAAUUUCUGACUUCAAUCAUGACCUCAUGCGCUUUAAUACCUUACAGUGUGGAAAUUUGCGCAAAAGACUUUGGCUCACUAUGGAAAAUCCAGGGUAUUCUAUACCAAGCAAAAUUUUUAGUUUCAUUUCCAUUUGCGUUGUAAUUCUCUCAAUAUCUACAAUGUGCAUCAACAGUAUGCCAGAAUACCAGAAGUUAGACAAGGAUGAAAUUCCUAUUGAUGACCCAAUCCUUCACAAUCUGGAAUAUUUCUGUAUCUCCUGGUUUACAUUUGAGGUAUCUUCAAGGUUGAUCCUUGCCCCAAACCUUAAGAAGUUCUUCAAACAUCCUUUAAACUUAAUUGACAUUGUGUCCGUGUUACCAUUUUAUUUUACCCUAUUGGUUGAUUUGACUGUUGGCAGUGAUCAUGAGUUGGGAAAUUUGGGGAAAGUUGUUCAAGUAUUUCGCUUAAUGAGAAUUUUUCGGGUCCUGAAAUUAGCACGGCAUUCUACUGGACUACGUUCACUUGGAGCAACACUAAAGCAUAGCUACAGAGAAGUGGGAAUAUUACUUCUUUACCUGGCUGUUGGCGUCUCAGUUUUUUCUGGAAUGGCAUACACUGCAGAAAAGGAUGAAGAUACAGGAUUUGACACAAUACCUUCUUGUUGGUGGUGGGGGACUGUCAGCAUGACAACAGUAGGCUACGGUGAUGUAGUACCUGCCACGGUUGCUGGGAAGCUAGCUGCCUCUGGCUGUAUCCUGGGUGGGAUAUUGGUUGUAGCCUUGCCUAUAACAAUCAUAUUCAACAAGUUUUCACAUUUUUACCGCAGGCAGAAAGCGCUAGAAAAUGCAGUAAGGAACAGUGAUAGGGAAUCAGAGAAAAAACCCAGUGCAAUGGAUGAGAGAGAAGAUGAACAAUUUGCAGAUCUCUAAAAGCAAACACAAUCUGGACAUUUA